AUGCCUGAGUUUUUUGCUUCAUUACCUGACCAAGAGGAGGGAAAAGGUCCCGUGAGGCCAGAGAGGUCGUCCUAUCCGAGUAAAAAGAAGCUGCAUUUUCCCUUUCAGCACCGCGGCACAAUCAGACCUCAUGACGCGGCUGUGAACUUCCUCUGCUUUUCGCGCGACAACAACUACCUCCUUGCGGCCUCAUCCGACAAAACUGUUUCCCUCUCCAAUCCGCACACUGGAUGCCAUGUAGCGACCUUCAGAGCGGGUCCCACGGGCGGCCACGACUGCGUGGUGACGUGCGUCAGCAGUGGCUUCGGAAACAGGUCUUUCCUGUCCACUGGCUCAGACGGCCGGGCGUUUCUGUGGGACGUCGAGUCCCAGCAGGUGACCAAGACGCUGCCUAGACAUCGAGCUCCGCUCUUGUCUUUUGCUAGACGGCGUCAACGAGCGACCGCCUCGCGCACCUCGGGGGGAACAGCGGCCGCGGCGAGUGCUGCGGGCUCGGGGCUGCCCACGCAGACCAGCCGUGCAGCGACUCAGCCGGCGGCGUCGUUUUUCUCUCAUGUCGUGGUUCUCGCGGGCGAUGAUCGCGUCAUCCGCGUCUACGACAUUCGCAUGAACAACCGGCACGCGUGCGUCCAGGAGAUGCACGAUGCCAAAGACUCAGUGACGGGGCUGCUCAGCACAGGAGACAGUUUGCUGGCGUGCAGCGCCGACGGAUGUGUGUACGAAUACGACAUUCGCCAGGGGCGGCUCUACACGGACGAGGUCUUCCAACCGAUCACGAGCUUUUGCCUGUCCCGCGACGGCCAGAGCCUUCUGCUGUCGUGCAGCGACGGCCUGCUUCGCCUGCAGGAGCGGACGACGGGUGAGAUUGUGUUGGGGUUGAGCGGGCAUACGCAUCGCGAACAGUACCGCCUGGAGGCGCUGUUCACGCUGUUGGAUAUGUCGGCUGCGCACAGCGGGGGCGCGCACGAGCAGAGAACGGACGCGGGUGGCGGCCGUCAUGUCGGCGCGUCCUCCAGGCUGGGUAGACCUGGCGUGCCCCUGGGGGCCGACAGCGACUGGGACGACCUUGACGCAUGCCUAGGGCUCACGCCGCGCGACGACGGCCGCAUGCCGGAUUAUCGCAUGUGCGUUUUGAGCGGAAGUGAAGACGGGGCUCUCGUAGGGUGGGACCUCCAGCAGGCCGCGCUCGCGGGCGUCGAGUGCCCCGAAGCGGCGGCGGAGUGGAUGGUCAUUCGCCAACAGAUACACGGUGACGAAGAAGACGCCGAGGAGCAAGGCGCUUCGCGGAAAAAACAGGGAAAAUGUGGCGCUGCUCUGUCUCCUUAUCGAGGAAGAGCAAGGCUGCCUCGUUACCGGAGCUUCGGAUGGCCGAAUAAAGCUCUGGCAAAAACGCUGAACCCUUCAGCCAUGUGCAGUUAG
Molecule: messenger RNA, 1419 nt
Organism: Besnoitia besnoiti
Lineage: Eukaryota; Apicomplexa; Conoidasida; Eucoccidiorida; Sarcocystidae
Product: WD domain, G-beta repeat-containing protein
Exons: 5
Coding region: 1-1419 (472 amino acids)
Biological process (GO): mRNA splicing, via spliceosome
Cellular component (GO): catalytic step 2 spliceosome
Molecular function (GO): protein binding
Source: RefSeq, a predicted model, not a curated record